Messenger RNA from Poecilia latipinna (sailfin molly), 6013 nucleotides. RefSeq names its product interleukin 16 (gene il16). The record is from RefSeq and is a predicted model, not a curated record. Gene Ontology annotation, molecular function: cytokine activity; CD4 receptor binding. NCBI's taxonomy places the organism in Eukaryota, Metazoa, Chordata, Actinopteri, Cyprinodontiformes, Poeciliidae. The coding region runs from base 2999 to 4852 and encodes 617 amino acids. The transcript is spliced from 7 exons. Gene Ontology annotation, biological process: induction of positive chemotaxis; leukocyte chemotaxis.
AAGUACCUCUCUGUAUGCAGGACUGCCUGGGUUGCUUGCUAGCUGUUCUAACAAUGUGAUAAAGUGAAUUUGGUGGUGUGAUUUGCAGUAUCUUGGAGGAAAGUGACACCGACUGAAUUUCCUGUUUGAGCUGGGGUUUUGGUUGCAGUCGUCAUUUGUCUUAAUGUCUCCAUGGCUGAUAUACUCGCAUUGAAUCAUUUUUGCAGAAGCCAUGCUGACUCGCAUAUAGAAAGAUUAAAUUGUAUUCUCUACAAAGCACCACAUAUCACAAAAAGAUUUUGCAAGGUAUUCUCAUUCAAAUUUAGUCCAGUUUAUUCCAAAAUGGCGCAUUUCGAUACACUGAGUCUCAUGCACAGAAACAGGAGACUCAACUGCUCGAUUGAGACACCGUGGAAUUUUUUGAUGAUACUUACUCAGGUAGCUGUUCCAAAACAUAUGGUCUGAAAUCUGUAAGGCAAAAAACAAUGACAAAUAAAUGUUACCAAGUACUGUACCCUAGUAGGGGAAAAUUAUCUAGAGAAGGCAGGCAGACAGCAGGUCUCGCACCCAACCCUGCACUGGCAAGAGUUGCUUUGGAGCUUUUUGCGGGAGUCCUAAUUCAGAGUGGGGUCCAGAAUAUUGAUAGUAAAACUAAAAAUCUUUCCUCUCGUCAACAUCAUGCUCCCCGUGGUGCUGAGACAGGCGGGUGGAACUGCAAAAUGGACGGCAGAGGAGGACCUAAGGCAGAGGGAAUGGAAUUUGUGGUGACACUAAGGAGUUCUUAGAAAUAGGAGGGAGUGAGGUUAUGGAUAGACUGCACUUAUAUAGUCAAGAGGAUAAAAAAAAAAAUACUGCCUGAAAUAGGAAAUAAGUUUAUGGAAAUCAGAGACAGCCACAUGCAUCUGGUGGCAAAAAGUUGCAUCAAGCAGAAAUCUGGAGACAAAACAGGAGUGGUUAGAUGUUGUAUAAUACCCAUAAAUAAAGUCAGCUGUUCACAAUUUUUAUGUCAAAAGACAUUAAAAUUGUAAACUUUAGCUGACGUUGAGACAUCUGCAAGGCAUUACAUGCCUGCUGACACACAGACUCACACACACAUGGCAAGAAGAGGAGGAAAACAGUUAGCUGGUGAUCGCCUGUGAAAUUAAUAACGAUAUAUAAAAUAUUUAGAGCACUUUUUUGGACACUCAAGGCGAUGUGAUUGUAGGAGCUACUUCAUAAAGGUCAACUAUAGCACAACAAAAUAGGACACCCACCACAGUGAAGUUGGGGCACCACAUACCAUCUGUUGCUCAACGGCAACCAAACUCCAUCUUGGGUGUUAGAGGUGGUGGAUUGAUCCAAAAUAUUGAAAAUAUUCAUACCAAGUCACUAUCAGAUGGAUACUAAUUCAAUAAGAUUGAUAGUUCAGUUUUGCAUUUCCUCUUGAAAUUUUAUUUUAUUUUUGUAUCGAGUACCUCUACUACUGACACAACAGUAUUCCAGUCACCCCUAUUAGUAACACAGGUAUGGGUAACAUAUGGAUUCAACAAGUAUGUAACAACACUUAGCAUAAGCAGUUACAAAGUCGGCCUUCUAUCACCUGAAGAACAUCUUCAGGAUUACAGACUAAUGUCUCAGCUCGAUCUAGAGAAACUCAUCCAUGCGUUUAUCUUUAGUUGCAUUGAUUACUGGAACAGCGUCUUUACAGGUCUGACUAACAAAUAUCCUCCAGCUGCAGCUGAUCCAGAACGCUGCUGCUGGUGUUCUCACUAAAAUUGGGGGGUUGUGCUGGAAUGUAUGGAGGUGGUUGUGUAUACAUUAAAGAUCUGCUGUUGUUGUACCAACCUUCCAGACCCCUCAGGUCUUCAGGUUCUGGUCUGCCCUCCAUGCCCACAACCAGAACCAAAUGAGGAAAAUAAGCAUUCAGCUUCUAUGCACCACAAAUCUGGAACAAACUUCCAGAAAACUGUAAAACAGCUGGAAACACUGAGUGUUUAAUUCUAGACUAAAAGUUGCUUUUGAAACGUAAUGAAUUAAGAAUUUAACGAUGGCAUUUGACUUAAUAUAAUGUUUUGAUUGUUGGUUGUAUGUUGCAUGACUUUGUGGUUUUAUGAUGUGAUGCACUUUGAAAUGCCUUGUUGCUGAAAUGUGCUAUACAAAUAACAUUUGAUUGAUCGAUAAGCAGUUUAUUUGGAAUGGUGAGUUGUUUCUCUGCCACAGACACGUUGAGCAGUGGAUACACAAGCUUGACUGAGAGCGCUUGUCACAAUGACAAAUUUUGCUGGAUGAUACAUUGUUUCAGAAGUUAUUCCAAUAAAUUAUAUUUUUGUUUUGAGACCAUUUUCAAGUAAUGCAAUGGUAAUGACAUAAUGUAACAACAAAUAAAAUGAAUUAUGAAGUUUCUGUAAACAAAAUUCUUCUUUAAAAAGGGUCUAGUUGAAACUGAACAUUUUUGUUGUUCAGUUUUUGGUAGAGAGAGAGAGAGAGAGAGUAAAGAUAAAAACAAUGAAUGAUGCAAAUGGACAGAUUAUCUGUCUCAUAUUAUAAACUGUCAACAUAGUGGCAGUUUAAGCAAAUAUGUAAAAAAUAUUAAUUUAUAAAAAUUACAUACUGCAGCUUUAAACAUGUCAAUCCACUUUCAAAUCCUUUAAAAAAGACGGCAAAAUAAACUCUGGUUCUAAACACAGAAUCAGCAGGCAGAGAAUUCCAGAGACACCAGCUCAGAUACAAGAAAGUUACAGAAAUACAGUUCAUAUCGUGCUUAAAGUAACAUUUAUUACUUUCAUGAAUUGCUUUGAUGAAUUUUUAAGUUUCUUGUUGUCUUGUGUUUGCAGGUUGUUUAUCUUGUAUGCCUCGUUUUAGGACACGGAGAAGAGAUCUUUGGAGACAGGCUUCCAAUAACCAACGUAUAAAGAUCAGUGGGUCUACCUUUCCAAGAGUCCUUCAAAAGACGUGCCUGUUAGCUAAAAAAUAAAUAAAAAAAAAAACAGCACACCACAGAAGAUAGUUUGUUAAAAUAUACAGCAUCCAUAUCGCAACCAUGAAAGAAGAAGAGAACAUUCUGGAGCGCAGCGAUGUAGCCCCUGAACCAUCGUCCAUUGUGACUUUUGAAAACAAAGCUCAAAAAGCUUCAGGGUCAAAAAUAGCUCCUCCAGUGGCACCCAAACCUGCUUGGUUUAACCCAAGUCUGAGGAAAAUACAAGUGAAUUCAGAUCAGAGGAAGCAAACCAGUGAUUCAAAGGAGAUACCCGAGGCAGGUGUUACCAGAAGCUUUGGAGGCAGGUCUACCUCAGGUACUGUUAGCAUGUCAUUCAAACAAAAGAUUCGCUCUUUUGAGACAUUUUCUACUGCAGAAGCUCAGGAAAAAAGAGCCAGCAGAAGCUCCACUCCCCAUUCCAACUUGCUUACUUUGUUAAAACAGGAGUCUGAAAGUGCCUGUCAUUCUUAUCCUGCCUCAGACAGACAUGAUGGCAAGAGCAAACAAGACAUCCCAAGAGAAAUGCAGUCAGAUCAGUCAACAUUUGUUGUAAAAGAGAACAUCUCUGUUCCACCUUCUGUCAUCACAUCAGCUAUGGACCAAGAUUACUGUCAAUCUAAAGCCAAGAUGUCUGAAGAUCAGCUUUCUUGCUAUGAGAUGGGUAUUAAUAACCUACCGUCUGACACCACCUGCUUUGAAACCGGCUCUGUAAUGGAUGAUGCUAAUUCAGUCUCUGUCCAUGAUGGUUGCAAACUCCAACCAUCCGAAAAGGAAUCUGAGUCAGAGAAAGUGGAUAUCAGCAAGUCCAGUGUCUUACCCUCUGCUUCCUUAGUGAGAAUGAAUCAAAAGGAAGGAGAGAAAAAUUUAGAUGAGAACUCUGGAAAUGAUUGUGAAGAGCGUCUGAGAACAGCUCAGAGCACUUUCCACACAACGGAGUGUCAGCCCCAGAAGAGCCAGGAGGGAGAACAUUUUGGGAAAAUUAUCGCCUUCAGCAAUCAGGUUUCACAAGCAAUAUUGCGUUCCCUUCCUUCUUCUGACCAUGGCAACCCUCAAUCCCAAAAAUUUCUGGAGACUCCACUUAAAGAUGUUGACAAUCCCCAAGAGUCUGAGCUGGGUAAAGACUGCACAAACAAAGGUUUCUCUGUCAGCCUAGCCACUCUGACAGAAUGCACCACUGAGCAAGGAAGGCAGACCUCUGACCGAGAAACCUACGCUCAUUCUGUCAUCUCAGUUAUCCCUUCUCAGGAAAUACAGAAGAUGAUUGAGGAAGUUGAAGCUUUGGAUGAAGAGACACUGAAGCAACUAUUGAACAUCCAUGUUGUGAUUCUGCACAAAGACGUAGGAGCAGGGUUAGGCUUCAGCAUCGCUGGAGGAUGUGACCUGGAGAACAAAGCUCCAACAGUGCACAAGGUGUUCCCCUGCGGACUGGCAGCUCAAGAGGGAACCAUUCAAAAAGGAGAUGUGGUUUUGUCCAUUAAUGGUGUAACAUUGUGUGGUGUCAAACACAUGGAUGCCACUGCUAUUUUGCGUCAGGCUCGUAAUCAAACUUUGGCUGUGGUAGUCAUCUGCAAGAGAACUAACGAAGAGGAGAAGGAUGGAGGAAACAGGAUGGGAGAGGAAGUAAUGGAACAAGAAGUCCCACUGAGUGUUGAUGUGGAAAAAGGUACUGGUGGAAUUGGCUUUUCUCUGGAAGGAGGAAGAGGAUCAAUUCAGGGAGACAAACCCUUAGUCAUCAACAGGAUAUUCAAAGGUGGAGCAGGAGAGCAAAGCGGUCUGCAAUGUGGAGAUGAACUUCUGCAGGUUCAAGGAGUGAGUCUACAGGACAUGACCAGAUUUGAGGCAUGGAAGAUGAUCAAGGCUUUGCCUGAAGGGCCUGUUACACUUGUAAUCAGGAGAAGGCAGGUGGCAGAGGACUAAAAGUCAUAAAGCACCUUGGAAAAAAUAUCCACACCUACUGAGCAUUUAUGUAACAUAUUGAUCAACAUUAAACAUAGAGCUGUCAAGUUAAAGGAAAUUGAUAAAUUGUUUUCAAAAUGUUUUCCAAAUAUAAAGGACUGUCAGCUUCUUUACAUUUCCACAAGAACAUUGUGGUUUUGGAUUUCAACAUAAAAACCAGAACCAAUUAGUUACAGAAAUUCCUGUAAUUAAUAAAGAAGGUUCUACUGUGUUUAAUUUACUAUCAGUAUAAAUCCAGGUGUUCUGUUUUGUUUUUAUGUAACAUAACACCAAGUUUACAAUAAAUGUAAUCUUAGCAUUUACAGGAAAAGCACAUAUACAUACAGACUGGUUCAAUGGAAUGGGCAGAACCUCCGGGCUUAGAUUAAAGCAGAUUUAUCUCUUAGAAAGGAGCAGUGACCAGACUUUAAUCUGAGAAUAUGUAGAAAGACUUUUAGAUUGAUGUUUACAGCCACUCUCCAUUCAAUCAUUGCCAUGCUUGAGCUGUUCUUCAAAUAAUAACCAUCAAAAUCUUUCCCAGAAAUUCCACAUUAAAUACACUAAAGUUUGAGAUUGUAACAUGUCAGUUGGGAGAAAAGUUAAAGGAGCUUGAAUAUUUUUGUGUAGGAAGAUGGUGACAAAUUAAUAUGACAAAAAAGAAAACAGCAAAAUUGCUUCCAAGUCUGUAAAAUGUAUCCAUUAAUUGUUUGAAUAAUAUCUUACUUUUAUUUUAAAAGAAUACAAGAGCAAAAUAGCUAAUAAAUACAUGUUAAUUAAAUCACCAACAGAUCUUUUAAAUUAAAUUCCUCUUUCAGAAUAAAAACACUGAACAAAUACAAGGAGUCCUUUCUUAAAAUCAACACUCCAGUCCAGUCAGAUCUCUGAUCCUGGACACAAAUGGAACAUUAGGGUUGUUGUAUUUAUUAGUUUGGUUUAAAUGAUAGAUCUGCUUUAUAAUACAACAUACAGUAACAUAUGGUUUCAUAUAUGCAGUAUGGAUUACUGUAGGGACUUACACUUAUCUCAAGGGAAAUAUACUGAGUUCUGGAUAUAGGUUGGUUCUAUUUCUGCAACUGGGCACAAAAAAAUCAGCUUAGUAUCCGUUUUUCAAUUUAGUUUUGGAAAUAAACCUAAGAAAACCUG